Messenger RNA from Histoplasma mississippiense, 1227 nucleotides. RefSeq lists its product with no specific name. The coding region runs from base 1 to 1227 and encodes 408 amino acids. The record is from RefSeq and is a predicted model, not a curated record. The transcript is spliced from 3 exons. NCBI's taxonomy places the organism in Eukaryota, Fungi, Ascomycota, Eurotiomycetes, Onygenales, Ajellomycetaceae.
AUGGCUCGCCUUGAUAGAUACCUUGAUAGACACUGUCUGGCAUCUAUUUACGUCCUAAUCUUGUUCUUCGCCGCUUUCGUUCUCUCAGAGCCUGUUCAGUAUUGUCGAUUCGGCCACAGGGAAGAUGGACCAUCUGAAGUUGACUUUUGCAUGGGCAUUACGAUGCACUACAACGUAUCUUCGCACCAUCACGAUAUGUACCUAACGAUGGAAAUCCCUCGAGAGUCCGCUCUUGGAUGGACUGCCAUAGGUACCGGAUCAUCCAUGAAAGGAUCGCUGAUGAUGAUAGUCUACGGGAACCCUUCCGACCAGCAUGACCCCAUUGUUAGUAUCCGCACUGUCGACGGCCACUCGCAGCCCAAGUUGGUCUCCCAGGACCAGAUGGGCGGAACGGAUCUUCGAGUUCUUCAAGCGUCGUGGGUGCAAGGUACUCGUGGAAUGACGGUUGCGAAAAUAGCCGUUGUGUGUCUAUCAUGCGAAAAGUGGCCGGGUGCUCCGAUCUCCGCGCAAGCACCAUCCCAGCCGUGGAUAUGGGCGUGGAACGAUAACCAAGAUUUCAAAGUAUUCUCCUACGAUGCCCAUCUACGUAUGCAUAAGCACCAUGCUAAAGACGGCGGUUGGGGUGUUUUCUAUGUGGAUAUGGCUCGAUCGGUUAGCACUGUCGAAUCGGCUCCGUCGUUGCCCCCGAUCAGAACUGGGAUUUCAAGAUUGGGGACAUCUGACAGCCCUAUAAGUGCUGGUGGUUUGGUAUCGUCGAUAAGAGAGAACGUGAUGCAAUCCAUACACGGCUUUGUGAUGUUCAUUGCAUUUUUCAUCUUGUUCCCACUUGGUACAAUCGCAAUGCGAUCCGGGUCCUCGAACUCAUUCAAAUAUCACUGGUCCAUUCAAUUGGUAGCCGCCCUGUUUGCUUGGUUCGGUGCUUAUUAUUGGCCUUUUGAUGGACCAUCACAUAAACACCCUCCACCAUUGGUUUGUCCUUGGCUGGACCAACAUUAUUACCGGCAUGUUGCUGUCCGGAACCAGCACUACUUGGACCGCUUCUAUGGCAGGACUGAUUGCCCCGAUGAGGCUGCUUCCCAAUCGUUGUGGCCUGAUCCGAAGCAAGGAGAAUAUUUUGCCCUAGGAACAAUAGAUGAAGAUGACGGCACGGAUUCGGAGGGGGAGAGGGAGAAUAAGAAGAAUAGCCGUGCUCCCUACGACCCAGUGCGUGAGAGUUCUGGGCAAUGA